GGGGCGGACCCUUGCGCGUUCCCGUGGCCGGGACGAACUCUCGCCCGGGGGAAGGGGCCUGCAGGUCCAGUCUGCCCGGUCCCGUCACCCUGGGCGCUGGAGGGAUGGCCACCCAGCUGCUGACUGACGAGGCCCCGGAAUCAGUGACGUUCAGGGAUGUGGCCGUGGACUUCACCCAGGAGGAGUGGCAGCAGCUGGAGCCCGCCCAGAAGGACCUGUACAGAGAUGUGAUGCUGGAGAACUUCAGGAACCUGGUGUCUCUGGGCGGCUCUCCUCUGGCUGUCAUUGUCUCUGCUCCCCCGAAGGGACAGGUCCUGUUCCCUCCGCCUCAUGUGGGCUCCGCUCUGUCAAACCACCUUUGCGGCCAGCUCAUCGCUGUCCCUGUACUCGGCAGACUUGGAGUCUAGACCUGAAAUGAAGGAAUCGGGUCCAAAGGACGACAGUGCGGAACACAGGCCAUCUGUCGGGGCGGUGGCCAAGGGACCCAUGAGAAACGGU
Molecule: messenger RNA, 498 nt
Organism: Suricata suricatta (meerkat)
Lineage: Eukaryota; Metazoa; Chordata; Mammalia; Carnivora; Herpestidae
Product: zinc finger protein 177-like
Exons: 5
Coding region: 105-407 (100 amino acids)
Biological process (GO): regulation of DNA-templated transcription
Source: RefSeq, a predicted model, not a curated record